Molecule: messenger RNA, 1587 nt
Organism: Drosophila persimilis
Lineage: Eukaryota; Metazoa; Arthropoda; Insecta; Diptera; Drosophilidae
Product: malate dehydrogenase, mitochondrial
Exons: 2
Coding region: 28-1080 (350 amino acids)
Biological process (GO): tricarboxylic acid cycle; malate metabolic process
Cellular component (GO): mitochondrion; cytoplasm
Molecular function (GO): L-malate dehydrogenase (NAD+) activity
Source: RefSeq, a predicted model, not a curated record
AAAUUUUGAUUAUCAGAAAACUGUAAGAUGUUGGCCUCGACAACCAAGGGACUGCUGCAACGUUUUAUCAAUCCGAGAAGCUGCCGCCGGGAGUUCAAGGUGGCUGUCGUGGGGGCCAGCGGUGGCAUUGGGCAGCCGCUUAGCCUGCUCCUGAAGCAGAAUCCUCUGGUGGGCGAGCUGUCCAUCCACGACAUGAAGAACAUCAAGGGCGUCCAGGCGGAUCUCUCGCACAUCUGCACCUCGGUCCAGACCAAUGCGUACGAGGACCAGGAGCUCGGGGACUGCCUGGCCGGUGCCGAUGUGGUGGUGGUGCCCGCCGGUAUGCCCCGCAAGCCGGGAAUGACCCGUGACCAGCUGUUCGAGGCCAAUGCAGGGGUGGCCCUACGCGUGGCCUGCGCCGUCAGCGAGUCCUGUCCCCAGGCCCUGCUGGCCUUUGUCACCAACCCAAUCAACUCGAUCGUGCCCAUUGCCGCGGAGCUGCUGAAGUCGAAGGAUGCGUACGACCCGCGGCGUUUGUUCGGCAUCACCACUCUAGAUGUGGUGCGGGCCAGUACCUUCGUCGGGGACUUUCUCAAUCUGAAUCCCAGAAAGGUGGAUCUGCCCGUGAUUGGUGGCCAUGCCGGGAAGACCAUACUUCCCGUCUUUUCCCAGUGCUGUCCGAGCUUCCAGUGCCAGCUCGAGGAUAUAAAACGCCUGACGCAUCGCAUCCAGGAGGCAGGAACCGAGGUGGUGAUUGCCAAGGCCGGGGCCGGCUCGGCCACUCUGUCCAUGGCCUAUGCGGCAGCCCGCUUUGUCAACUCCCUGCUGCGUGGCCUCAACGAAGAGCCGGACGUGAUGGAGUGCGCCUUUGUCGGCUACAAGUCCCCAUGCCUGCCCUUCUUCGCCACCCCCCUGGUGCUGAGUGACAAGGGGAUCGAGAAGAACCUGGGGCUGCCGCAUCUGGACGAUUUCGAGCGGGAGUCCCUGGAGCAAAUGCUGCCCGAGCUGGAGAAGAGCAUACAGAAGGGCAUCGCCUAUGCCAAAGAGAAUAUCCCGGCAAAGGACGAGCAGGAACAGUGCCAGAAGAAGUGCCAAAAGUAGCCUCCCUACUCCUGAAAAGCUACCGAACAUUCCAUGGCAUUCAUUACACUCCACCGUCGAACGAUCGAUCGCCAUUAUAUUCAGAUUCAGAAUCACAUUCAUAUUCAUGUUGCGUAGACACAGUCAAUUAGUGAAACAUCAUGCUGCUGAUAAUGGACUUUUCAUGGGCGCUAAACUGAUUACAACCGAUUGAUAGGCCUGAUCCCUGAUGCGCCACUAUAUGAUGCAAUGCCUUCCCAUAGAGAAUUCCCUUCCGGCAAUAAUGCGGAAUCUCCGGCGACACUAUAACACACGCAUUCCCCGGAUGACGGAUGAUCUCACUCUGCCCUCUCCGUCUCCCUCUCUCUCUCUCUCUCUCUCUCUGGUCAGACCCGUCUUGUUUAUUUAAUUCAUUCAAAUUGAUACGCAAAACUAAUUAAUGUCGAAACAAUGUCUGUAAUUGCAUAUCAGAUUCUAGGAAACAGUAUUGUUAACCCCCUUUUUAUAAACGCAAUAAUGUAAUGAAAA